This is a messenger RNA of Argentina anserina (silverweed cinquefoil), 1281 nucleotides long. RefSeq names its product F-box protein PP2-A12-like. The record is from RefSeq and is a predicted model, not a curated record. Gene Ontology annotation, molecular function: protein binding. Bases 285 to 1148 code for a protein of 287 amino acids. Lineage: Eukaryota; Viridiplantae; Streptophyta; Magnoliopsida; Rosales; Rosaceae. The transcript has 3 exons.
AUGGGUCUGGUCUUCCUUCCUCCUCUGGUUUUCUUCCACAUCAGACACCGCUGUCUUCAUAUUCCACAGAAACAAACCAACCCUCCCAAUUUUUACCCAUAACAAAUCUCCCAUCUCUCCCACAGCUCACACAUAAAAGCCCCAUCACCACUCCCACACCACCCCCCAUCUCACCAUUAAUUUAUAAGCUCUAUCCUUUUUGGAUUUCCUCCUUCUCCUUCUUCUUCUGCUCUGUUUUCCUUUUCUUCUCUUGAAUCCAAAGAUUGCUCCUUUUUUCUUUGACUAUGGGCUCUGGCUUCUCGUUCUUCAAGGCAGACCCUGUUGGGUGCUCGCCUCUGCCGUCAAAACCCGGUCUUGGGGACUUGCCAGAGAGCUGCGCGGCGGAGAUUAUGGGCUACUUGGACCCGCCGGAGAUUUGUAAGCUGGCUAAAAUGAACCGGGCUUUUCGUGGGGCUUCGUGGGCUGAUUUCAUUUGGGAGGCCAAGUUGCCUAGUAAUUAUCAGAUUAUUGUGAAGAAAGUGUUUGGUGAUGGGUUGGGGAGUUUGGGGAAGAGAGAUGUGUAUGCGAGGCUUUGUAGGCCUAAUGCUUUUGAUGGGGGAGCCAAGACGGUUUGGCUGGAUAAGAGCACAGGAUCUGCUUGUUUGUCGAUUUCGUCAAAGGGAUUAGCAAUUACCGGAAUUGAUGAUCGGCGAUAUUGGAAUCAUAUUUCUACUGAAGAAUCGAGAUUUAGCACUGUUGCAUAUCUUCAGCAAAUAUGGUGGUUUGAGGUAGAUGGGGAAGUUGAAUUCCCAUUUCCAGCUGGGAAAUACAGCUUGUUUUUCAGGCUGCAGCUGGGACGCUCUUCUCAGAAGAGGUUUGGUCGCCGUGUUUGCAACACUGAGCAUGUCCAUGGCUGGGACAAAAAACCAGUGAGGUUCCAGCUAUGGACUUCAGAAGGCCAGUAUGCGUCAUCUGAGUGCUUUUUAACUGAACCUGGGAAAUGGAAUCACUACCAUGUGGGGGACUUUGUCGUGGAAAACCCAAAUGCAGCAACAAACAUUAAACUCUCGAUGACCCAGAUUGAUUGUACACACACCAAAGGCGGUCUCUGUUUAGACUCUGUAGUUAUAUACCCUAGUGAAUUUAGAGAAAGGUCGAAGCAGUUUUAGUUUGCCCUUCGCCUGUCAGAUGGGAAGAUCUGUAUCAUAUAGAGAUGGUCCAUCGUCAGAAGAAGAGAAUUUAGUGAGUGCUUCCGUUGAACCCUCCUCCAUAUGUAAGCAAAGAAAUGUGUACAUUCAUGUA